AUGGAACAACUAAGUCCGAGCAGUUCCAGCUCCCCAAACCGCAGCCAAGCCCAGAAGCGCCGCCCCAGAAAACCCUUGAACUGCGAUCCCUGCAGACACUCCAAGCUCAAAUGCGACCGGGGAUUACCGUGCGCUACAUGCCUCAAACGAGGCUGGCAGGACUCUUGUGCUUAUGGAUCAAACUUUACUGGACCGCAGAAGCGAAGAAGGACUAGACUUGAGGUUGCUGAGCCAGUGCCUCAGCAGCAGAUACAGGUUCAAUCCGUGGAGGUAACGGAGACAGUGUCAUCUCCGAGCUCGACGCCUGAGCCGAUACAGCAGCGUUGGGAUCAUAUUCUGCGUCGGCCAUCUGUCGAGAGGAGUGUUAUACCGGACUCACCGAAUCCAACUGUUACGUUGUCUUUCGGGCCUUGCGUUCCAAUCACUGAAUUGCUUGCGCUUUUACCUCCGACGUCUGUGACGGAGUAUUUGGUUUGCCGCUAUUUCGGAACACUCUCGUCACUGUUCCAUAUUCUCCAUGGUCCAACAUUCCAGACCCAAUAUUUGGACUUCCUAGGAGCCCCCGAGAAGACAAGUUUAUCGUGGUUGGCUGUUCUCUUCGCCAUAAUCUCGUUGACUCUCAAAACAAUUGAGCCAACAGACGCCGGGCUUGUUGUGCUAUGGCAAGACACCACCAUCCCACGAGAUUUAUCGGUAUUGUCGCAGAAGUAUCGAAAUGCAGCUAUGACGGCCCUUUCACAAGAUCAAUUCCUAGUUCGCCAUGAUCUGAGCACUCUCGAAGCUCUUCUUAUCCUGGUUCAUAUGAUAUCUCAUAACGAAGGACCUGAGUACGGCUGGGCACUUCUCGGCAGUGCACUCAACAUCGCCAUCGCUCUGCGCUGCCACACGGACAUCGAAGGACCGAAUUAUAUUGAGCAAGAGCGCCGGCGCCGUUGCUGGGCAGGCAUCUUGAUCAUCCAUACUUACCAAGCUCUCUGCUUCAGAGACAUCGACCUCACGUUCCUGUUGAACAUGAAAGCGACAAUGCCGGCGUGGGUAAACGACAAAGAUAUCCAGGAACACAGUAUAAAGCAAUCGCCUAAGGAUUCGCCCUGCGAGUUUACCGAUACAUCACUCCUGAAGUUCCAAGUUCGGCUAUUCCAGCUUUCGACGCAAAUUUGCUCUCAUAUUUCUGGCGAUGACAAACUGAACAUGACAAUACUGCAUCAGUACGACACGGCUGUAGCAAAAGAGCAAUUACAAUGGGAUGCCGCAUAUCUCGUAAACGGUCGUCGGAGUAUUCUCAACACAGCGGGCUAUGCUCAUUGGUGUAUGCUCCAAACCUACGCGCAUCAACUCUACCUUCUUCUUCAUCGACCUUUUCACAGCUCCAAGGCAAGCCAUUUCCGCGCUGAAUCGCGGGACAAGUGCAUCAAGUCAGGUCUUGCCUUGCUUGAUGUUCAUCACCAAUUCUACGAACUGCCUCGAUUAAAAUGCUAUCGCUGGCUUGUUAAGGGCGCUAUUAGCUGCAAUGCACUUCAUGGAGCUGUGGCGUUGACUUCAUGUAUGCUUGAUAUGCCUGAUACCUCUGAUUUGACGGAGCAUAUAUCUGCCGUUGAUGCUGCUAUAACGAGAAUGGAGGCGCUUAAGAUGAAGAGUCCAGCUUGUUCGAGUGUUUAUCGUGUUAUUCGUUGUCUUCGAUCUUAUCUUUCGAAACGAGAUCCUGCACCGACCUUGCCUGAAGACGUCGAGCUUAGGUUCGAAGACUGGGCGACCAAUGUCGACUGGUUUAGGCCCGAUGGAAUUGACUGGACUGAUGAUGCUACGACGAUGAUGACUUGA
This is a messenger RNA of Fusarium tjaetaba, 1821 nucleotides long. RefSeq names its product transcription factor. Gene Ontology annotation, biological process: regulation of DNA-templated transcription; DNA-templated transcription. Gene Ontology annotation, cellular component: nucleus. The record is from RefSeq and is a predicted model, not a curated record. Gene Ontology annotation, molecular function: zinc ion binding; DNA-binding transcription factor activity, RNA polymerase II-specific; DNA binding. The transcript is spliced from 3 exons. NCBI's taxonomy places the organism in Eukaryota, Fungi, Ascomycota, Sordariomycetes, Hypocreales, Nectriaceae. The coding region runs from base 1 to 1821 and encodes 606 amino acids.